Molecule: messenger RNA, 2620 nt
Organism: Microcebus murinus (gray mouse lemur)
Lineage: Eukaryota; Metazoa; Chordata; Mammalia; Primates; Cheirogaleidae
Gene: IFIT5
Product: interferon induced protein with tetratricopeptide repeats 5
Biological process (GO): defense response to virus
Cellular component (GO): cytosol
Molecular function (GO): protein binding; RNA binding
Source: RefSeq, a predicted model, not a curated record
GCCCGCCCGCCGCGGAGCCGGCCUGAGGAGAGAGAGCGCUGGGGCCCGCGCCGCCGGCCGGCCGGCAGACGCCACCCGCCAUGAGUGGAAUUCCUAAGGAUGCUUUGAAGACCAUUCUGUUGGAGUUAGAAUGUCACUUUACAUGGAAUUUACUUAAGGAAGACAUUGAUCUGUUUGAUGUGGAAGAUACAAUUGGGCAACAGCUUGAAUUUCUUACCACAAAAUCCAGACUUGCUCUUUAUAACCUAUUGGCCUAUGUGAAGCACCUAAAAGGCCAAAAUAAAGAUGCUCUAGGGUGCUUGGAACAAGCAGAAGAAAUAAUCCGGCGAGAACACUCAGACGAAGAAGAAGUACGAAGUCUGGUCACUUGGGGAAACUAUGCCUGGGUGUAUUAUCACGUGGACCAGCUUAGAGAAGCUCAGAAGUAUAUAGACAAGGUAGGGAACGUCUGCAGGAAAUUGUCCAGUCCUUCUGACUACAGGUUGGAGCGUCCUGAGAUUGACUGUGAGAAAGGGUGGGCACUUUUGAAAUUUGGAGGAAAGUAUUACCAAAAGGCUAAAGCAGCCUUUGAGAAAGCUUUGGAAGUGGAACCUGACAAUCCAGAAUUUAACAUUGGUUAUGCUAUCACUGUAUAUCGGCUGGAUGAUUCUGACAGAGAAGGGUCUGUAAAGAGCUUUUCCCUGGGGCCUCUGAGGAAGGCUGUCACCCUGAACCCAGAUAACUCCUACAUUAAGGUCUUUCUGGCACUGAAACUUCAAGAUGUACAUGCGGAAGCUGAGGGGGAAAAGUAUAUUGAAGAAAUCCUGGACCAAAUAUCAUUCCAGCCUUAUGUCCUUCGUUAUGCAGCCAAAUUCUAUAGGAGAAAACAUUCCUGGGACAAAGCUCUUGAACUUUUAAAAAAGGCCUUGGAAGCAACUCCAACCUCUUCUUUCCUGCAUCACCAGAUGGGACUUUGCUACCGGGCUCAAAUGAUCCAAAUCAAGAAGGCCACACGCAACAAACCUAAAGGAAAGGAUAAACUGAAGGUCUAUGAGCUGAUUAGAUCUGCUAUAUUUCAUUUCAAGGCAGCUGUGGAACGAGACUCUAUGUUUGCAUUUGCCUACACAGACCUGGCCAACAUGUAUGCUGAGGGAGGCCAGUAUAGCAAUGCUGAGGACAUUUUCCAGAAAGCCCUUUGUCUGGGGAACAUAACUGAUGAUCACAAACAUCAGAUCCAUUAUCACUAUGGCCGCUUUCAGGAAUUUCACUGUAAGUCAGAAAAUACUGCCAUCCAUCAUUAUUUAGAAGCUUUAAGAGUCAAAAACAGGUCAUCUCUUCGUACCAAACUAACAAGUGCUGUGAAGAAAUUGGCUACCAAGAGACUUUGUCACAAUGCUUUAGAUGUGCAGAGUUUAAGUGCCCUAGGGUUUGUUUACAAGCUUGAGGGAGAAAAGAGGCAAGCUGCUGAGUACUACGAGAGGGCCCAAAAGAUAGAUCCAGAAAACACAGAAUUCCUUACUGCUCUCUGUGAGCUUCGACUUUCCAUUUAAAGGCAUCCUCAAAGAAAUCAGGUCUAAGUUUUUCCCUCCAUUUUGGGUUCUUCUAUUUUUGUUUACUGUUUUAAUCCAUUGUUCAUUACAUACCCGGUGUGUAUUGAUGGUUAUGGUGUAACAAGCAUUGUGUUAAAUAAUACUUUAUAUAUAUUAUGAUGAAUCCUUUGGUGUUUUCUUUCUCUUUUCUUUUUAAUUAAAAGACUAUAAUCCAUUGAGAAACAGCAACAUUCCACAUCUUGCAACUUUUAAAACUGAUAUGGUCAUUAUCACUUUAUACCCUUUAUCUGUGCUAUUUAUAAUAAUUUUCAGAUUAAAUUUUGGCAAAUCUUUCACCUUAUGUACUGUAUAUAAUCCUACGUAAACCUUGGAUACCUAGGUCAAGAACACUCAGGAGUAGUACAAAAUUAUGAGUUUAAGCUCUUAACAGUGUAGCUUGCAAAAGACAGAACUUUCCAUUUACAAUUGUUUUGAUUUUGACGAGGAUAUUUAACUGUCAACCUGAUGGUCAUCUAAAGAAUCUUUGUUGGAAAAAAAGUUCAUAAUAAUGAAGAGUUUGUCAUCUUCGGUGACUUCAUUAAAAGAAGAAAAAACUAGAACAGGAGAUGAUUUCCUCAAAUUUUAAAUAAUACAGAACUUCAGGGAUCCAUGAGAAAUCAGAAGUUUCAUCUUCUAAAAUGUUUAUUAAGUAGCCAGAAAUAAUUAUGAGGAAAAAAAUGAAUAAUGGGAAAUCAUUAGUCUCAAGUUUGGGUUUUUUCUAUUAAUAGAAAAGUAAAUCGACACUGAAUCUAGAUGGAAUUAAUUUUAUUCCUUCCAAUUAACAUUGCAGUAUUUUUACAUUAAAAUCAUUGAGAUAGAGAGCAGACCAAUUGAGAAAUAGGAAGAAAUAACAAACAAACGGAUAAAGUAGAUAUCCCUAAUCUACAUCCCUAGAUUACCAAGAUUUUAGUGUAUUAGUUUUGAGUCUAGACUGGGUAGUGGUUUCAUACCUCCAAUUUCUAGCCUUUGGUUAACUGUUUUAGUAUUUCAGAGUGACUUCUGUGAAGCUUUAUCUUUUUUCUGAAGUUUUCAGAUUAUCAUUUUUUCCUAUA